AUGGAGCUGCUGCAAAGCGCGCUGGACGCGGUCUCAUGGCGGCAGAAUGUUGUGGAGUACCCAUGCAGCAUUCUAGGCAGCAUGAUAAACGACGACAACGAGCUCAUGGAGCUCCUGCGCCACGGCUUCUUUCUUCUUACGUAUCGCAUGAAUUUUAGUCCGCUGCCUCACUCUUCCGUGACCUCCGACAAGGGCUGGGGCUGCCUUGCACGGUCCUCACAGAUGCUGCUUGCCCACGCGCUUUGGCGUUACUCGGCGAAAGACUGCAGGCUGGACUACUUCCGCGACCUAGACACCGCGGAUAGCGCCCCCUUCUCGCUACACAACAUGGUGCGGGCGGUGAUGAAGAAGGCGGGGGUGUUCAGCCCAGAGUACUGGUCGCCGAGCCAGGGCUGCGAGGCGAUCCGCUGCUGCGUCAACAACGCCGUGAACCGGCGGAUUAUCCCUCCGAUCAGCGUCGUCGUUUGCUCGCAGGGGUGCCUGAUGGCCAGGGAGAUUAGUUCCAGCCUGGAGUCUGAGCCUGUGCUCAUCUUGGCCCCCAUGCGCUGCGGCGCCUCUCGGCGGAUGACGCAGAUGAUGUUUUUUUCGCUCGAGUACCUUCUCCACUCCGCGGCGUGCCUGGGCGUGGUGGGCGGCGUGCCAAACCGCAGCUACUACAUUCUGGGAACCAGCGGGCAGCGGCUGCUGUACCUGGACCCCCACUGCAUGACGCAGGAGGCUCUCCUCUCGAGCCACGCGGAGGAGGCGGGCGUCGUGACAGUCACGGCGGGCCUCGUCAAGUGUGUGCGGUGGGACCGCCUCGAUACCUCGUGCUUCUUGGGCUUCCUGGUGGAUUCUCCCGCCGAGUGGCUGGGGCUGCGCAGCCGCCUGGAUGAGCUGCAGCGGCGGGGCAUAGAGCAACUGCUGUGCGUCAGCGACGACGCAGUGGCCGACCACCCCGACGAGGAGGCCGCGCGGUGGCCGAGCGAAGAGGACCUGACGGAGUAG
This is a messenger RNA of Trypanosoma conorhini, 987 nucleotides long. RefSeq names its product AUT2/APG4/ATG4 cysteine peptidase. The transcript has a single exon. Gene Ontology annotation, molecular function: protein-phosphatidylethanolamide deconjugating activity. The record is from RefSeq and is a predicted model, not a curated record. Lineage: Eukaryota; Euglenozoa; Kinetoplastea; Trypanosomatida; Trypanosomatidae. The coding region runs from base 1 to 987 and encodes 328 amino acids.